CAAAACAGUGUUUCCACACCAUUGUUGGGAACGGCGGGCGCAAAGUAAAGUCUCAGACGUGCGAGCGGUCGAAUUUUUUCUAUACGUGAAAUAACCAAGUGCAAAUAUCCCAAACGCAUCGCAAUGGCUGCUAGAUUUAUACAGAGAAUUGUCAACACAACGCCCGCUGCAAGCCGUGCGUAUUCAUCCGGCAACCAAAAGGUAACACUGAUACCCGGCGAUGGCAUUGGUCCCGAGAUCUCUGCAGCCGUGCAAAAGAUUUUCACUGCCGCCAAUGUGCCCAUCGAAUGGGAGGCUGUCGAUGUGACGCCAGUUCGUGGUCCCGAUGGUAGAUUUGGCAUUCCCCAGGCUGCCAUUGAUUCGGUCAACACGAACAAGAUUGGCCUGAAGGGUCCACUGAUGACACCAGUGGGCAAGGGACAUCGCUCCCUUAACUUGGCCCUGCGUAAGGAGUUCAAUCUGUAUGCCAAUGUGCGUCCCUGCCGCAGCUUGCAGGGCUACAAGACGCUCUACGAUGAUGUCGAUGUGGUCACCAUUCGUGAGAACACCGAGGGCGAAUACUCGGGCAUUGAGCACGAGAUUGUCGACGGUGUUGUCCAGAGUAUCAAGCUGAUCACCGAGGAUGCCUCCAAGCGUGUGGCCGAAUACGCCUUCCAAUAUGCCAAGAACAACAAUCGCAAGAAGGUCACCGUUGUCCACAAGGCAAACAUUAUGCGCAUGUCGGACGGUCUGUUCCUGCGUUGUGCCCGCGACAUGGCCCAGAAGUAUCCCGAGAUUCAGUUCGAGGAGCGCUACCUGGACACUGUGUGCCUCAACAUGGUACAGAAUCCCGGCAAAUACGAUGUGCUUGUGAUGCCCAAUCUGUAUGGUGAUAUUCUGUCUGAUAUGUGUGCCGGUCUGGUCGGUGGUCUGGGACUGACGCCAUCUGGCAACAUGGGACUGAAUGGUGCACUGUUUGAGUCUGUGCACGGCACUGCCCCCGAUAUUGCUGGCAAGGAUCUGGCAAAUCCCACGGCGCUGCUGCUGUCGGCGGUGAUGAUGUUGCGUCACAUGGGACUCAAUGAUCAUGCCAAUAAGAUUGAGCAUGCCUGCUUUGAGACCAUCAAGGAGAGCAAAUAUCUAACUGGUGAUCUCGGUGGACGUGCCAAGUGCUCUGAGUUCACAAAUGAGAUCUGCUCCAAGCUCUAAACAGCAGCAACAACCACAACAGCAAAAGUCGCAACUGCAGCAAAUGUUGUUGCAACAACUCGCGCCUCGAAACCAAAUAGCAACAAUUACAGCAAAAACAACCACAACAACAGCAACAACAAGCAACCAACUACACGACAACAACAACUACUACAACUAUAACAACAACAACAACAACACUCAAACUAAGCCGACAGUUUCUAAUGUUGUUUUAUUUUUUUUUAGUUCAAUUAAAUUAAAUUUAUUCAAAAAAAAGAGAAAUUCAGAAUAAGAGAAUAGAGAAUCCAAAGUAUUUUUAUGUUCGAAUACUUAAAUUAAACAAUUGUUUCAAAUCAGUUAACAAUUUGCUGAGGUCCCAAAAUGCAUGUUCCACCAAAAUUGAUAUUGUUUAACAAUAUUGACUUGAACAUAAUGUGAAAAAAGGUCAAGUAUUUAUUUGUCGCCAUCCAAAAAAAUGAAAAAUGAAAAACAAAUCACCUGAUGAACCAAUAAUACUACUUAUUAUUAUUAUUUGUUUAUUAUAUAGAUGAAAAGUAUGCCAACAAAAGUAAUUGUAAUUAUAUUUAUUAAUUGUUUAGCCAUUCGCAUCCUGCAUUAUUACUACCUCCCUCUCAACUUCCCUCCUCGUAAUCCUCUUGUAUUCUUCAUUCACAAAUGUUUACAAAAAUUAAGCGAAAAAUUUAUACACAAAAAACAAAAUACAAUAAUCAAUUAUUAACAAUUGUUAGAUUCAAGGUCAAGCCGUAAGUUGAGUGAAAAAAUUAAAUGGUUAUAAUAAUAAUGAUAAUGAUAAUAAUUGAAAAAUAUGCAUAAUUGUAUGCAAUUGUUAUUGAUAAUUAAGCGAUUUAAACAAAAAACGUAAUAAUGCAACAAUAAUAGUGCAAAUGUCAUGCAAUUGUUGAAAACUCAAUAAAAAAUUGAAAACUUU
This is a messenger RNA of Drosophila innubila, 2116 nucleotides long. RefSeq names its product probable isocitrate dehydrogenase [NAD] subunit alpha, mitochondrial (gene Idh3a). The record is from RefSeq and is a predicted model, not a curated record. NCBI's taxonomy places the organism in Eukaryota, Metazoa, Arthropoda, Insecta, Diptera, Drosophilidae. The coding region runs from base 124 to 1188 and encodes 354 amino acids. Gene Ontology annotation, cellular component: mitochondrion. The transcript is spliced from 5 exons. Gene Ontology annotation, biological process: isocitrate metabolic process; tricarboxylic acid cycle. Gene Ontology annotation, molecular function: NAD binding; isocitrate dehydrogenase (NAD+) activity; magnesium ion binding.